Messenger RNA from Piliocolobus tephrosceles (Ugandan red Colobus), 1650 nucleotides. Its product is annotated as mucin-4-like. Bases 1 to 1650 code for a protein of 549 amino acids. The transcript has 4 exons. The record is from RefSeq and is a predicted model, not a curated record. NCBI's taxonomy places the organism in Eukaryota, Metazoa, Chordata, Mammalia, Primates, Cercopithecidae.
AUGAAGGGGGCACGCUGGAGGAGGGUCCCCUGGGUGUCCCUGAGCUGCCUGUGUCUCUGCCUCCUUCCACAGGUGGUCCCAGGAGCCACAGAAGAAACAACAACUGGAAGUAAAAAUCCUACUGCAGUCACCUCAGCAGGCUCAGUAGCAAUGACACUAGAGGGACCAUCAACUGCAACUUCUUCAAGGACCUCUAAUCAGGACAUAUCGGUUUCAUCUCAGAACCACCAGACUAAGAGCCUGGAGACCACCAGAGAACCUGAAACCGGCACCCUCACACAGAUGGCCACAUUAACUUUUUCAUCCUCCCCAAGUGUACACAAUGUGACAGAGACUGUUUCUCAGGAGACAUCUACUCCAGAUGAAAUGACCACAUCAUUUCCCUCCAGUGUCACCAACACACUCAUAAUGACAGCAAAGACUAUAACAAUGACAACCUCCACAGACUCCACUCUUGGAAACACAGAAGAGACAUCAACACCAGGAACUGAAAGUUCUACCCCAGUGACCUCAGCAGUCUCAAUAACAGCUGAAUCGGAAGGACAGUCACAAACAACGUCCUCAAGGACUUCUAUCCAGGACACAUCAGCUUCUUCACAGAACCACCAGACACAGAGCACAGACACCACCAGAGAGUCUCAAACCAGCACCCUCACACAGAUGUCCACAUUACCUCUUCCAUCCUCCCCAAGUGUACACAAUAUGACAGCAACUGUUUCUCAGGACACAUCUCCUCUGGGUGAAACAACUGCCUCAUUCCUCUCCAGUAUCAUGGACACAUCCAUGAUGACAUCAAAGAUGAUAACAGUGACAACCUCCACAGACUCCACUCUUGGAAACAGAGUGGAGACAUCAACACUGCUUACUGGAAGUCAUAGGCCAGUCACCUCAGCUGCCUCAAUAACAGCUGAGCCAGAAGGACAAUCACCAGCAACUUCCUCAAUGACCUCUGCCCUGGACACAACAGGUUUUUCUCAGAACCACCAGACUCAGAGCAUGGAGACCACCAGAGAAUCUCAAACCAGCACCCUCACACAGAUGCCCACAUCCACUCUUUCUUACUCCCCAAGAGUACGUAACGUGACAUGGACUGUUUCUCAGGAGACAUCUCCUCCAGGUGAUACGACCACCUCAUCACCCUCCAGUGACACACCCGUGAUGACAUCCAAGGUUAUAAGAAUGACAACCUCCACAGACUCCAGCCUUGGAAACACAGGGGAGACAUCAACACCGCUUACUGGAAGUCUGACGCCAGUCACAUCAGCAGUCUCAAUAACAGCUGAGCCAGAAGGACAAUCAUCAGCAACUUCUUUGAGGACCUCUACUCAGGACACAUCAACUUUUUCUCAGAACCACCAGUCUCAGAGCACAGAGACCACAAGUGAAGCUGAAACCGGCACCCUCACACAGAAAUCCACAUCAACACUUUCCUCUUCCCCAAGUAUACUCAAUGUCACAGAGACUGUUUCUCAGGAGACAUCCCCUGCAGAUGAAAUGACCACCCCAUCUCCCUCCAGUGUCACCAACACACCCAUGAUGACAUCAAAGUGUCACCAACACACUCAUGACGACAUCAAAGACUAUAACAAUGACAACCUCCACAGACUCCACUGUUGGAAACACAGAAGAGACAUCAACACCAGGAACUGA